AGAGAGAGAAAAUUUACAGCUAUUCGCUGGGAAAACGAGCCAGGCUGUGAUCAUUUCAGUCGCAGAACCUAGAAAUGGCGGCCGCAUUGCAUACGCUGUUCGUGAAAACGCUAUUUGCUGGAAGGUUUCCACUGCAACCAACGCAAGUCAGUGAAAUCCGGGCAGUUUUUGGUUCGAAGCAGACAUUUGUCGUGAUAGCAGAUGUGGUUUUGGUAUGAAGAAGGUUCUCAAUCAGUGAUAAGUGUAAGGUGUUAUUUUGUGGUUACAUGUUCUCUUUCUUGUGGGCGAAUGGAAAAUUUGGUUACAUAAGUGUUUUUGGCAUUUGCUGGAGAAAAUUCUGUGUGCGAUGGUUUUGCUAUGAAGGUGGUGUAUAAAAAAGAAAAUAGGAAAAUAAUAAAUGCUAAUGAGCGGAAUGGGUUUCGUUGAUGCGUAUUAAAUGAACAAAAGAAAUGGAACCAUUUCUUGUCAUGUUUUUAAACAAGUAAAUAGUGUACGGGCAAUUCACCUAACGUAAUAUACCAAAAACAAUCCACUGGAAGUUUUGACAACUAGAGGUUAUAUAAUUUGUAACCUUCAAUUUCUCCGUUUACGCACCAUCAGACAUUGGUAGCAGCAAAGGAGACUGUCAAGAACGGCCAAUCCUCAUCGCGUGGUCGAGCGAAAUCAAAUAUUUGUUUUGGCACGAAACGAAUCAUUUUCUACACGAGACACCGAGUAGCAAGAGCGGGACACAUAAACUCAAUCAAUUUCGGAAUGAUUGUUCAAUGAAACGGACAACGAGCAGAUCAAAGCGAACCGGAAACUACCCGAAAGCAACACCCAUAGUAACCCGGUCUAUUGUGACACCAUCAUCGAUCGUUGGCUAACAGUGCUGACUAAAACCGACACAUUGGCAGUCUGGCAGAGCUGAACCGAGGUGGGGACAAGGUUGUUACCAACCGAACCCCAAUUAGUGCUAUCCAUUAAUUGCGGCCAUCCGCCACCGCACUGUCAAGCACCGGUUCCUUAGCAGGUCAGAACAUCCAGAAUGGUAGCAUCGUUUCUCCAACAGGAGGUCAAUCUAUCUCGCCGUGCAUGUAGGAGACUCCCAGAGGAUAACCACAACCACCACGAUGUAAACCCACUACCCACUGGUGCUAAUAACCCAACGCCUGAAAAAUCGACCCAAGAAAAUGUUUUUAAUCAACAACGCAUUGUAAAUAGUGAGAUGGCCAGUAGCACAGUAGCGACUAGUGAAGAUCUUAUACUUACGGGUAAUUCCAUGUUCUCUUAUAGCGAAACGCGAGCAGUGAAUGAAAAAGUGAAGAGUUCCGACAGUUACCGGCUAGUAUUCAGUUGUGAUUUUAUUGCGCAAAUUUUAUUGUUAGUUAAAAAUUUAGUUAUGAACUCGAUCUGUAAUCUUGGCCGGUUGGCCAGUUCCGGCAGAAGCCGUAGUAGUUUUAUCAGAGGGCUAGGUAAAGUGUAUAUGUGCGUGAUUGUAGUCAGUAUACUGUUGGGAGACGGCGGUGGUUUGGUGUUAGCUAGGCCCAAUCGAAGCAAUGUGGCAACGGGUGAAGAAAGCGUAGCAGCUGUGAUUUCCGAGCAUCUGGUUGUGGACAGGAACACUCCGUAUCCGGGUAUGAAUUUCGAGUCCUUAGGACCGAGCGAGAGUCAAUUGAAGCGUUCCGCUGAGUUAGCGUCUAUUGUAUCGUCAACAGUGCCAUCGGAAGGCGCUGCCGGUGGCGGUGGCUACAGUCUUGGCAGCGUGCCAAAACGGGACUCCGGUCACAGUGAAUUGGCAAGUGAAGACGAUGGUCAUGGUGAGGGUCAUGAAGUCAACCGGUAUCCGGUGGCACAAGUGGAGUUUUCACGCGUCGAGACACCGUUUGUGAUCGGUGUGUGGAUUCUGUCAGCAAGCAUAGCGAAAAUCGGGUUCCACAUGACGCCUAAACUGAGCAAAAUGUUCCCAGAAUCCUGCCUGCUGAUCGUCGUUGGCGUCAUCAUCGGAGUGCUGCUGCGAUUCGCCACCAACUUGCACGUUUCGCCGCUAACCCCGAACACGUUCUUUUUCUACAUGUUGCCACCGAUUAUCCUCGAUGCGGGAUAUUUUAUGCCAAAUCGGAUGUUUUUCGACAACAUCGGCACUAUCCUACUAAUGGCUGUGAUCGGUACAAUAUUCAAUAUUGCUACCAUAGGUGUUUCUCUGUGGGCGUGCGGGUUGACUGGUAUUUUCGGGGUAGAUCUUCCAUUUCUACACGUGUUUUUGUUUUCCUCCCUGAUCUCGGCCGUCGACCCUGUCGCAGUGCUGGCGGUGUUCGAGGAAAUCCACGUCAAUGAAGUGCUGUACAUAGUCGUGUUUGGUGAAUCGUUACUAAACGAUGCUGUCACCGUUGUAAUGUAUCACAUGUUUGAAUCGUACGACGAAAUCGGCGCAGAUAAAAUCGAGGCAAUAGACAUCAUUUCGGGUGCUGCCUCAUUCUUUGUGGUUGCCAUCGGCGGAACCGUCAUCGGUGUUAUCUGGGGCUUCCUAACCGGCCUCGUCACACGCUUCACCGACCACGUACGAGUCAUCGAGCCAAUUUUCAUCUUCGUAAUGGCCUACCUGGCGUAUUUGAAUGCGGAGAUUUUCCAUAUGAGCGGAAUAUUGGCUAUCACAUUUUGUGGCAUCACGAUGAAAAACUACGUCGAGCAAAACGUGUCGCACAAAUCGCAUACCACCAUAAAGUAUGCGUUGAAAAUGCUGUCGUCUUCUUCGGAAACGAUCAUAUUUAUGUUCCUGGGUGUGGCCACGAUAAACAACCAGCACAACUGGAAUACCUGGUUUGUCGUAUUGACAAUAGUUUUCUGUUCUGUGUUUAGGAUUAUAGGAGUUUUAAUAUUAUCUGCGCUGGCUAACCGAUUUAGGAUACACAAAUUAUCUAAAGUAGAUCAAUUCGUUAUGUCUUAUGGAGGCCUUCGUGGUGCAGUUGCAUUCGCUUUAGUAUUACUAGUCUCGAAGGAACACAUUCCGCUGCAGCCGAUGUUCGUGACCACAACCAUAGCAGUGAUUUACUUCACAGUAUUUCUGCAGGGCAUUACGAUCAAACCGCUAGUGAGAAUUUUGAACGUGAAGCGGUCGAGUAAACGGAAACCAACGAUGAACGAGCGAAUCCACGAACGGUUCAUGGAUCACACGAUGGCAGGUAUCGAGGAUAUUGUGGGUAAAACAGGCAAUUACAACAUCAGGGAUAAGUUUAAACGAUUUGACAAUAGGUUUAUUCGUCCAUACCUAAUUAAGAACUUACAGGGACCGGAACCGAAAAUUUUGGAAACCUACUCCAAACUUACGAUGCGUGACGCCAUGGAUUACAUGAGACGAAAUCCGUCCACUAUUGGCCAAAUGUCUGGAACCGAAUCGAUGAGUGCUCUGUUCCGAAACUACACCGGUGUCUUCGGUGGAAGGUGCGGAGCGUCAUUUCUAGGCACAUGCCCGAGUUUCUCCAACCUGGAAAACUCCACACGUAAUUUGGACAUGCAGGAACUGGACUACAAUCCGUCGAAGAAGGAUUUGACGGAUGCCAGAAUUCAUCACUUACUAUCGGUAGAGCUGAAACCGUAUCGAAGGACGUCAACCAAUUUGCAGAAUCCGCUAAAAACUGGACACCGAAGACUUAGCUACAGUCGCCAUGCAGUGGACGAUCGGGAUUUAUCCACACAGCAAGUCAACUAUAAAAUGCAGAUGAACAUCAGACGCAUGAUCAGUGAGAAAAAACACCACAAGCGGAGCAAGCGAGUCAAGGACGGCAAACAGCAGAACCACGUCUCGUUCCCGGAGUUCGCGCAGAACGGAUCAGCCAAACAGUUUGCUAACGGUACGAAUGAUAUCGUUAUGACUAAUGAUACAAUUACGAUUACUAACCACCAUCCACCACCACAACCACCAUCUAACGAUUACAAUCGCAAAAAAAAUUAUAUUAACGAAGUUCUGCACGAGGACAACGAGGACGAAGACAAGAUUGCAACUGCUGGGGGCGACGAUUGGGACGGCGGUGGUUUAACAUUUACCGCAAAAUCUUCGCCCGAAUCGCUGGCUAGCGUGCGACAAAGAAGCACCAGUGCGACCACUCUUAUCAAGGCAACCGGUGAGUGUGGCUCCAGUGGCGGUGAUGGCCUGUCGAGCAACGCUGAAACCGCCUGUGCCACCACUAGUAGCAAGAAUAACUCGUUGAUCGCACAAAUCACAAGCCUGCCGGGAUUCGAUCCGACCAAGGCACGCAUUGUCAAGCACGUUACUAGCAAAUUCACUUCUUCUUCUUCGAACAAUACCAUCAGCAACAACAACCAGAUUAAUACUAACAACAUCGGUGGCGGUAAUAGCAGUAGCAGUAUGGACGCUGCUUUUACCGCCGCAUCCGUCCGACCGCCCGAGCGACCGGAUCGACUCAUUCCGACAGCGGCCGAAACAUUCCUUCCCUGGCGGAGGGACAAAUCCUAUCAGAGUUUCGUUGACGAAAAUUCUCAACCACUCAAAAACGAUAAACGUUUGUCGAAGGAUAUGAAGGAUGCAGAAGAGAGCCGCGUAACAACCCCCACCGCCAUAGAAGCAGUGCUGCCAUGGAAGCGGGACGUGGAAGACGAUGAAAGUGGUGCUAUCAAACAGAACGAAUUUCCCUCCUGGGCUUCAAACAAGGAGUAUCUAGCGUACAAUUCACCAAGUGCAACAUUUUUAGGUGGCCUAACACAACCUAAACAGGCUAAGUCCGUAAUAGGUCUGUUCCGGCGGGAGAGUUCCGGUUCCGGUGGUAUCGUGAUCGGCGGGGUAACGGAUUCCGAGACAUCGACCCCUGUCAUGGCGACGACGCCGAUCGGUCGCGUCAAAAAGGAUAAACGAUCGGCCUCGAUCGCGGGCUACAUCACAUUCGAUGGCAGCUCCGGGGACGCCAACGGUGAUCCGCUGGGCGUUUCAAAGGCUGCCGCAGCCGUACCGCAUGCCAAUGCUUUUCCGGUAACCGCCAGCCACAGACGUAACAACAGACGUGGCUCGAUGCUGGAGCUUAGCGGGUACAACACAUCCGAAUUUGUCGAUUUUACCAUUGUAGCCCGUCGCUUGUCGAUGAAAUGCUGCGAGGCGAUCCCAGAAGAAAACUACACCAAAUCGCUGCCCGAACGCGACAGAUACGGAGCCCGUAGAGGACCAACUCUAAUCAAAGCAUCGGGAACGCCCAGAUCGGCCGGCAGCAAUCACAAGUCCAGCAACCCCCAGGCAACCGCCCUUCUGUCAUCCAGUUCGACUGACUCCGAAGAGGACGAAGAAGAAGAUGAGGACUGUGGUGACGAGCAACACCCCAUUUGAGAAAUAUUCAUCUAGGUAGUCGUUACUCCUCCCGCGGUUUUAGCUUCCGCUGCAAUCCCCCGCCGCCUAUACAAACCUUUGCCUUAGUCGACGUAUGUACUUAGAUCGAAUACACAGAUACAGAUUGCGACAGACAGCUUCUCCGGCCGAUCAACAGCAACAGUCGGGAAGUGGUCUUCGGUGUACUUUUUUCCAAGCGCUUCCUCCCACGGUGAGUUUGGUGGUGGAUCGGAUAAACGUGGCGAUCACUGCGUUCCCACGUCAAAAACCUGCAGCAGUAAUCAGUAUACUCGGUAAAGUUAUUUUUAGGUUAUGUACUUUUGAAUGUUUCGUUGAUUUUACCCAAGCCUCCGUUGGGCUGACCAGAGCCGAGAAGGUUAAUCUAAUUGUAGAUGAAUAACCAUAUACUUAUUUAUCGAAGUGUAGUGUUUAAUAUUUUAGGAAGUCACACAGAAAAGUUUUAGAAUUGUAAACCUAAAUGCGGGAACAAUAUUUAGAGAAAAAAGUUAAAGCAAUUAUUGUGAUAGGACAAGUAUAACCCGUACUUAGAACAUUUUUGUUGGAAUGCACAAAUUUUUUAAUACACCAGGAAUCCAUUUUACGUUUCGUACAAACAGAGCUCGUAUUCACAGCUUCACAGCAUACUGCGUCAGCUGUGCUUAGAAACGUAUUAUUUUAGUCAUCUCAACAAAUUCUAAUUUCUGUGCAAAUGUUUCCUGGGAAUUUAGUAAAAAUUAUUGACCAAUUGUUUAACAGCAAAUCAAGUUAGAAGAGUGUUGAUAUAUUUUUGAGACAGAAAAUAAUACAAAAAUUAGAAUAGUCUUGUUGCACAUUUGAGUUGAGAGGCACCCACCUUGAAAGAGUCAUGUGAUCCGCUUAGAAGCAAGCUAGCCUUUAGAGGAAGAAGAAACCGUGACAGUCUUGGCAUGUUUGUUUGCCUCAUUUUCAAUAUCAUUUUUAUCGUGUAAAAUGCACUGAACUGAAGUAAACAUGACUGCAAUGCUCCAUCGAAAAAAAAAAUUAAAUUAUGCGAAUAGAAUGUUAUUCCAUUGGAAACUUAAAAUUAAAUAUUGGCUUGGACGCGCGAUUUUAAAAAUUCAUUAGUGGUGAAUAAUUUUAUUGUAAAGUAUUCAUUAGCGGCUCAUUUUCAUAUGUGAGAAAAAUAGUAAACACCAUAUAUGAUCAUACUGCUGGCUUUAAGUGUAUUUCUCAAAGUACACGUUAGAGGUUUUUAGAUCCUACAUUUCAGAUCUUAGCACCGUCAGUAUUUAAAAUCAUGAAAUUUAAUCAUAUUAUCCCUAAUUGAACUUUCCGACCCUCACUGUGUUUUGUACAUGGAAAUUAAUAUCCAUUGUUUUUCAAACGUUUCAAUUACAUCUUGCUCUCUCUUAUCGGAUUAAAGGUAAUUACUGUGAACGUGAGGAACGAUUUGAUAGUUGUUCAAAUUCAAACUACUUUAAGUCAUGUUGGUUUCAAUGAUAUCUUAAACGAAUAAUUCGAGAGAACGGAAAUAUUUGUAAAUAUACUAUAAAAAUGUUAGCUUAAGCAUAAGAAAGUUUUGAUUGCACUUAGAUAAUUCUUCAAUUUUUACGAUUUUUGACGGCCAAAAUUAAUUCAGUGCCCAAUAUUCAACGUUCGAAUUUUGCCUGACUGCAGCUGGACUGCAACUGAGGCUAAUGUAAGAUGACAAGAAGGGAAAUUAGCCACAGAAAACAAAAAGCAUCACAGUUAUUAACUUGCAAAAAUGUUAGAGUUGCUCUCGUAUUCAAAUCCAACCUAUAAUUUCUCAUUUCUAAAUCUAAAAUAAAUAACUUAAGGAACAACUGAGAUAAUCGCCGAAACAAACAUAUAUGAUAGUUGCAAAAAUCAAAAUUUUAGAGAGGUUAUAAAACAGAAUAGAUCUGAUAUGGAACACAUUUCACACGCUGAAUUAUCUUUUUAAUUGAAGGCUAGAAAAUGAUUAUUCUGCCAUAAUAAUACUGGAAUUUAGUACAUUUAUUCUUCCAUGGACCUGAUUCAAUCAUCGUGACCUUAUUCAAAGAAUUUGAUUCAAUUUUUAAAAACUCAUCAACAUUUUAUUGUCAUCAACCAAUGACCGACUGAAUUCUCAAUAAGCGGUAAAAUAUAUUUUGAAACAACAAGUAAAGCUAGACAAAUUAACAAAAGAUUUUCCAUAUUUUUCCAAAAGAUCAGUUCAUGAGAUUUUUUGAUGGCUUUAAUCUGCUUUGUUAGGUAAUUUUAUUCGAACUUCUAAGCAUGGCUGACGCAAAUCUAAAUUGAAGCAUUAAAUCUCAUGCACUACGUUCGAGUUCGCCAGCCGUUCGUACUUAAAUAGGUGUAAAUAACACAUCAAUAGACAGUAACAACAACAACAAAAUAGAGAGGAAAAAAACAAUAACUACAAGUGCAUCAUUACGUAUGACAGAAUUUAGAGCAUAAACCGAAAGCCAAACGCAUUUAUCUAUAGCUAGCUAUUGACUGUAGUUUAUUCGACUGUCGCUGACUUCCUAAAAUGGCGUAGUAUUUACCUGCUAUUCCCAAAGACAUUAUUAGUUAGAAAAAAAGUGUAGCGAACGUAACGAAAUCAUUACAGUUACAAAUUAACGUACAUAUAGACCACAGAGCAGAACUUUACGCACUUGUUUCAGUUGAUAUGCAGGACAACCAGCGGUAUUAUUAUUCAAUGAAAUAAAAAAAAACAUAAAUCAUAAGUAGCAAAAAGGCAAAAAGGCAUCUACCAGAACAAUAGACAAAGUACCAGAUUACAAUCUUUAGCUGUAGAGUUCCAUUGUCAGACAGUCACUAUUUGGCCCUAUAGGAUCGUAUCACUUUUCAGUAAUAUUUAAAUGAGUUAAAGUAUAUUUCAUUAGCCUAACUAGAACAUAUUAUAUAUUUUUUAUUUAGUAAAAAAAUUUAAAAAAAAGUUUUUUGUUUUUGGUUUUGAGUAUUUCGCUGGUAAGUAUUUCCGUUUUGUUUUCUCCUUUUAUGGUGCUGAUAUUUUUCGCAUAUUAAACCCAGCUCCAGAUAAGCCCAUAUCGCGGGACAAUCUAAAGGCACCUAGUAAAAUUGUGCUUUGCACAUACAUUGACUUUCCUAAAUCUGUACAGUCUCUGGUGAACGAUGUGACAAAACUGAUUCUUCAGGAGGACUUGAAACGAAACCUUAUUGUAAUACGUCAAUCAGCUAAAACCAAUUGCUGGAGUGGCUCGAAUCGUGGAAUCAGCUAGCAACACUUGAGAUCGGGAAGAUCAGCCAAAAUGCAAGAAAAGAAAAAAAACUAAAGCAUUGUGUAGACAGUGCAUACACUAACUAAAAAAGGAUACGAUAUGAAUCGGAACCAACGUGACGGACGGUCAUCUGGAUGAACAACAUCUGCUCCGAAACGACGUCCAUUUUUUGUGCAAGCCUUAGGAAGUUGUUAAACAAAGUGAAUGAGGUGAAUUAUAACACGGAAACUGAAAACAAAUGCAACUUGAAAUCGACUGGUAGUUAAUAAGAGAGAAAAAUAAGAACCUAACCCACGUAGUUUAAAAAUCUAACUAUAUUUUUUCAACUGCAAAGCGACUAACUGAGUGAUUGGACGAAUGGUUUGACCACAGAUGAUGCGUGACGUAUUUUUUACAGCGUAGUUUAUGACUUAUGAUCCAAUUGGCUAUUAAAAUAUGUAAAACAUGUGUAUAUUCUUCAAACAAAAUUCGAAAUUCCAUUCUUUUACGAGAGAUCUCUGACAAAAUUCUAACUAAAAAAAAGUUUAUGCUGAUGUGAUUUCUUGAUGAGAACAGCAAAUGAAUACUUUGAACUAAAAAAAAAAAAAAAGAUCAAGAACGCAAAGUUAAACCAACAUGAGAUUAUAAUUAAUUCAAAUUGUAAGAUACAAUAACAGAACAAUGUUUGCUAUAGAUUAUUCCUAAUAGAAGAAAACUUGUUGCUAAAAUUGGGACGAUGAUGAUGCAGAAACAAAAAAUGUUUUUAAUAAAGCUUUGAAAAGUU
Molecule: messenger RNA, 9301 nt
Organism: Wyeomyia smithii (pitcher-plant mosquito)
Lineage: Eukaryota; Metazoa; Arthropoda; Insecta; Diptera; Culicidae
Gene: Nhe2
Product: sodium/hydrogen exchanger 3
Exons: 25
Coding region: 1028-5311 (1427 amino acids)
Biological process (GO): regulation of pH; proton transmembrane transport; sodium ion transport
Cellular component (GO): membrane
Molecular function (GO): sodium:proton antiporter activity
Source: RefSeq, a predicted model, not a curated record